Laccaria bicolor S238N-H82 is the source of this 2334-nucleotide messenger RNA. Its product is annotated as clc channel. The transcript has 16 exons. Gene Ontology annotation, molecular function: voltage-gated chloride channel activity. Gene Ontology annotation, biological process: chloride transport; transmembrane transport. The record is from RefSeq and is a predicted model, not a curated record. Lineage: Eukaryota; Fungi; Basidiomycota; Agaricomycetes; Agaricales; Hydnangiaceae. Gene Ontology annotation, cellular component: early endosome; membrane; Golgi apparatus. The annotation marks the transcript as partial.
AAGACCAACGGAAUCCGGGUUUGGUACUCGUCGUUCACUUCCAUUGAUUGGCUUCAUGACGCCAUCAAAGACUCGGUGCGUUUCUCGAAACUCAGGAAACACAAAUCGAUUCGGUCUCGCAUCCGGCUCGCAUUCGACAAGUCCCUGGGAUGGUUGGUCGUCACUAUUGUUGGUUUCCUUACCGCUGUCGUCGCGUUUCUUAUCAUUCGGAGCGAACAAUGGCUCUUUGACACCAAAGAUGGAUACUGUGCGAGUGGAUGGUGGAAGGCGAAGAGGUACUGUUGCCCUCUAGAGGAUACUGGCGGUUUCCACCGUCCGCGCCAUGUAGAAGAUACUUGCCAGACUUGGAAAACCUGGUCCGAUGUUUUUUCUUAUCGACAAGGCGACCACGGAGAAAACAUCGUCGAUUACAUUUCGUACGCGUGUAUCGCACUUACACUGGCUCUGAUAUCUUGUCUGCUAACGCUGUAUCUCACCAAUUCCACUACCUUUGUCACGCGAAAGGAAUCGGGCGUUCAAUCCAUUCACCCAGGAACACCAGACGAUGUCAAGGACCAAAUGACACCUACAGCCGGACCAAAACGCAAAAUCAUGUACUAUGCUGCUGGAAGUGGGAUUCCAGAGAUCAAGACAAUCCUUUCUGGUUUUGUCAUCCAUGGAUAUCUUGGUGGGCGCGUCUUGUUCACGAAAUCUGUCGGUCUGGCGCUUUCAGUUGCGUCGGGUCUGUCAUUGGGAAAAGAGGGUCCGUUUGUCCAUAUUGCAAGCUGCAUUGGAAAUAUCGUUAGCAGAAUUACUGCGAAAUACGAAAACAACGAAGCCAAACGUCGUGAAAUUCUUAGUGCUGCUUGUGCUGCUGGUGUUGCCGUUGCUUUCGGGGCGCCAAUUGGUGGGACGCUGUUCAGUUUGGAGGAGGUUUCUUAUUUCUUCCCUCCCAAGGUCAUGUGGCGAAGCUUCUUCUGUGCAAUGAUUGCCGCGAUUACUCUCAAGAUGCUUGACCCGUUCGGAACGGGGAAGUUGGUGUUGUUCCAAGUGACGUACGAUAAGGACUGGCAUGGUUACGAGCUUGUGCCAUUCCUUAUUUUAGGGUUGUUUGGGGGCGUCUAUGGUGCCUACUUUUCGAAACUUAAUUAUCGCUGGAGCAAACAUGUUCGAAACAAGACUUGGCUCGGGAAACACCCGAUAGUUGAAGUGCUUUUGAUCACGUUACUGACAAGUAUUUUCUGCUUCCUCAACCCUUAUACUCGCAUGGGAGGCACAGAGCUCGUCUACGAGUUGUUCGCCGAAUGUCAAACCGGCAAGACCACGCACUCUGGGCUUUGUGUCGUCAAUCCUGGGUCAUUCGAGCAUGCAUGGCCUGUGGUGCAAGCCAUUCUGAUAGCCAUGGUCGUCAAAGGCGCCCUGACCGUGGUCACUUUUGGAAUCAAGCUGCCUGCUGGCAUCUUCAUCCCCACGUUGGGCGUGGGUGCGUGCGCAGGCCGCGUCCUUGGUAUUGGAAUGCAAUGGUUGCAAAUGAGAAACCCAGAUGCUCAGAUCUUCCGUUCUUGCGGCGGUGAUCUGGAUUGUAUUGUUCCCGGUCUUUAUGCCAUGGUUGGAGCAGCAGCGACCUUGUCAGGCGUCACGCGGACGACGGUCUCUUUGGCUGUUAUAAUGUUUGAACUCACAGAUACCCUGACUUAUGCCGUGCCUGUCAUGUUGUCUGUCCUUGUUGCUAAAACAGUGGCGGACGCUCUUGAACCUAAAGGCAUCUACGACCUUGUGAUCGAACUAAAUCAGCUGCCCUAUCUUGAUUAUAAGCACGAAUAUAUCUGGGGACACCUUCAAAUCAGCGAAGUGACAAGUCGUGAUGUUCCUGUCAUUAUUGUUGAUGAAGAGAACACCGUGAAGAAUUUGGGAAGGAAGCUCCUCGCCCUGACGUCGUCGGGCGCCGACGAUAGUGGCUUCCCUAUUCUUAGGCAGGAUAGGAAUGACGAUGGUCUCCGAAUGGUGGGAUACAUCGGCACAAACGAGUUGGAACAUGCUCUUAGCAUUCUGGCGGACAAUGAGAACGACGCGGUCCACUUUCAUGUGGCGGAUACGCACGCAUUGAUGUCGUCUUCCAUCCUGUCCUUUGCAGAGGCUCAAGAGCAAACGCUGGCCACGGCUGAUCCGUUCAACUUCACACCUUAUAUGGAUCAGGCCCCUCUAACCAUUUCUAACAACUCUCCUUUGGAGCUUCUCCAUCAGUUUUUCACCAAGCUUGGAGCGAGAUACGUUAUUGUAACAGAUACUGACGGAUUGUACGAAGGCGUUAUCGAGAAGAAGACCUGGCUCGCUUUUGUUGCUGACCUCGAAGAG